AUGGUUGGGGCUGUGUCUGUUGUGGGUUCUUCUUUUAUCGAUUCAAAGACUUGCCCAUGCCUGUGUUUUGAUGCUCUGCCUUCUUGCAAACUGACGGUGGGCAUUGCCCAUGCCUGUGUUUUGAUGCUCUGCCUUCUUGCAAACGGACGGUGGGCAUUUAGUAUUGCAGGGGCAUAUGAUUGGCACAAAGCACGUGCCUUGUUUGGGGGCCAAAUUCUGGACUAUUUUACUUACAAAGCUGUGAGGGUUUUUUUGAACCAGCUCUAUGAGAUGAACUACCCAGCUCGUUCUAUAGGUAAAAGCCUUAAAUCUAUUUUAAGUCUAUCUUCUUGA
Messenger RNA from Striga asiatica, 333 nucleotides. Lineage: Eukaryota; Viridiplantae; Streptophyta; Magnoliopsida; Lamiales; Orobanchaceae. The record is from the annotation of a GenBank genome assembly.